Molecule: messenger RNA, 5121 nt
Organism: Episyrphus balteatus (marmalade hoverfly)
Lineage: Eukaryota; Metazoa; Arthropoda; Insecta; Diptera; Syrphidae
Gene: mfr
Product: otoferlin
Exons: 21
Coding region: 110-4978 (1622 amino acids)
Biological process (GO): plasma membrane organization
Source: RefSeq, a predicted model, not a curated record
UAGUUUCUGAAACAAAAUUCGAAUCUGAUUUUAGUUUCAUUUCAAUACAGUCAAGUCUACUGUCAUUAAAUUUAACUGAAACUUUUUCAAAACAUCCAAGUCAUAUACAAUGCUGCCACAAUCCGAAUGUUUUCUAAAUAUUACCCAAGAAUUUUUGGUUUGCACAACAGUCCACAAAGCCAAAAAUCUACCAGUUUUCAAUGCAGAUACUUUUGUGAGAGUUAGUUUGGAUAAAAAGUCAAAAUGUACAAAAGUAUUUCAAAACUCUGAGAAUCCUUACUACAACGAAUACUUUGUCUUCGAGCUUUCUUGUACCUUAGCAGAGUUACUUCGAUUGACAGUUCUCUAUGAAAUCAAGAAAAAGAGUUGUAAGACUCAAGUGACUUUAGGUGAGUUACUGAUUGAUUUGUACACCGUUUGGAAUCAACCACAGAAAUGUUUUGUCAAAAAAUGGGGCAAACUUGAGAAUUCAAUUGGAAGUAAAGGAGAAGCUAAGGGUCAUCUUCAAAUCGAUUUAGCAAUUGUUUCAUCGAAUCAGAUGCCUAGUUUACCGAUCAAUGAGUCUGCUAAUUGUGAUGAUAUUGAAAGUAAUCUACUCCAGACCUUGGAAACGUCUUCUUUCAACAUAAAAUAUAGCAUGUAUUUUUUCAAAGGUGUCUUCGUAAAGAAAGCCGAUUAUAUGAUCCAAGUCUCUCUUGCUGGCAUGAAUGGUAAAACCAGUAUAUCUAAGGGAAGUGGAUUUCCGGAGUGGAACCAGGAAAUACAAUUCAAUUGGACAUAUCCUUCUUUAGCUCAAACAUUUCUCAUACAAAUUUUGGCCCAUGAACAUAUGCAAUGGAAAUCAAUUGCUGAAUCAGAGAUUUUUAUUGAUGAAAUAAACUUUAAAGAUGAUCCAAGUCUUGGACCGACUUUUAUACAUUUUUAUGAUAACAAUGCGUAUGUUGGUAGACUUCUGAUGCAAAUUAAAUCAGAAAAAUUAAAUCCAACAAAAGAAGCAAUAAACAGAGCAAUUCAGAUAAAACCAACUCAGCCACUGGUAGCAAAUUCUUGGUGGGCGGAUGAGAAUUUUUUUGUAGAAUUUCUUGUGUGGCAGGGGGAGUUUAUUCAUGCAAAUGCCAGUAAUAUGAAGAUUUUAUUUAAGUUGGGAGAAUUUACAUCCGAUAAUGUUGAAUGUUUUUUGAAGAACUAUCAUGGUCCAUCAACUUCUUUGAAACAUUUUACACAAUCUCCCCCCUACAAGGCUAUUCAUAUAAAAUGUUCCUUACCGGACAAUCGUUUAAAAUAUGAAUGCGACAACUUUAUGAUAACACUCUUUGAACAAAUGAAUACUGAAAUGGAAAAUUUUAAACUUCUUCAACUAAAGUAUCCUCAAAAUGAUUUGAUGCACUGCAAGUGCCUCAAAGCUAUCAUUGUUUCGAUCUUAAGUAAAAUUCAUCAUGAACUCCAAUUGAACUCUCAUUCUUGCUUCCAGUACAAUGGCUUUAAGCAACAAACUGUAUGGGAUGAAAAUCGUUUGGCAUAUCUAAGGGAAUUUUUUGGAAAAUUGUCAAUUUCUUUGAAGGAUCUUCGUCAAUAUUUAAAAACUAUACAGCAUGACUCUGAAUAUUCAUCAUGUUGUGAUAAAGUUUUUGAAGAACUUCAACAACUAAAAGGACAAAUCAAAUCAAUUAUGCAAACACGAAUUCAGGAUGAAUGGCCGGAAUUGCAUUUGCUUAUGUGUUUGGGUAGUGGCAGUAAGAAUGCAUGUAAGGAAAUUGGAAUAUGUAAACUGGAGUCGAGGUAUUUUGUUCAUUCGCAACGAUUAGAGUGUAAAGGACCUGGCUGUGGGGUUCCAAGGAAUUUUGUAUUUAAAGACCCAACUUGUACACAUACUUGCAAUGAUUGUGGUUGUGUAAGUGGAUUCGUUUAUGGAUGGAUUCGAAUUGCCACUGAAGCUGAACUAAAAGAAUUAGUUGAUGACGAAGACUGGAUACAAAAAGAGCGAUUUUACUACCAACCAAAAAUAGGACCAAGUUCCUACAUUUGCCGAACUUAUGUCCAUCAAGCUAAGAUUCACCCUGGAGCUGAUAAAACAGGAUUGUGUGAUGCAAAGCUUCAAUUAUAUAGCGGUGAUGAAAUUGUAGAAACCCCAACAAUCUUCACAUCCUUGUCUCCAGUUUGGAACAGUUCGGUAACUUUUGCAGUCAGAAAACUUCCAGGCCCUGUAAAAUGGUACGAAAAUCAUCCACCAAUUCUGGCCAUACAAGUUUUUGACACUGACAAGAAUAAACAGAGUGACUACCUAGGUUCAGGACUUUUUGAGUUAUCGGUAAAAAGUUGUUCCAUUCGAAAAGAAUCAAUUGGACAAAUCUGGGACAACUCAUCCCAAAAAAUAAAACCUGAAGAAAUUUAUAGAAAUCAUCCAAUUUUAUACUUGAAAAGAUUCACGAAGACCAAAACGAUUUUAAAAGAGUUUAGGGAAAUGAAGUAUCAAUCCCCUCCAUCGUUAAAAUGGGUCCCAAUAUCGAAUAUGGGUGCAAAAAGAGUUGAAGUUUUGAUAUCUGGGGAAUUAUUACAAAUCAGAGAUGAAGAGUCUCCUGAUGGAACGAAAGCAUUUCUGACUCAAGGACUUCCUUUAGAAAUACAACCAAUCAUGUCAAAAUAUCUUUUGGAAGUGACAUUCAUAGGACUGAGAAACUGUCAAAAACUAAGUUGUUCCAGUUUAGGGAGGUACAAAAUUUGUGUUCUUAUGGGUGAACUUCUGGUUAAAAGCGGAGUUUCUGGGGCAAGAAUGAAAAAUAGUAUAAAUUUCUUGGAGAGUUAUGCAGCAGGAGUUGUGAAUCUUCCUGAACAAAUCGAGUACUGGCCAGCAAUAAUUGCUACGCAUAUCGAUUGUCCUGGAAGUGGGCGAGAAGUGACACUUGGAGCAGCAAUGAUAUCAAAUCCAAGAAAGUACCUUAGAAGUCAGAUGGCUCUUUGUGAUUUGGAUGAACUUGAUGAGUCGAUUAUUGUUCAAAUGGGUGAAGGUGACGAAGAGAGUUUACCCCUUUUACCGAAGAAAUCAAUUUUGAAGAAGAGUUUCGCGAAUCGGGUCCAGAAUUGGGUCACUCAAGUCUUUCCAAAGAAGGAAACUUUCAAACCUAGUCAAUCCCCUCGAUCUCGAAUUGAUGAAUCUGAAUUUAAUUGGUGGACAAAAUUUUACAAUUCUAUGUACUUGCAAACACAAAACCAAGAUUCCACAAUCAAACACAAACUUGUGAUUUAUGACUCCGAACUAGAAAAACAACCAGAAUUUAGUUACCUUUCCGAUUGGGCUGAGUCUUUUAAUUUAGUUCAUGGAGUAAAGAUUAAGAAGAAUAAACCACCAAAAGAACAAGUUUAUGCUAAUUUGAAAAUGCAUCUGAAACUAUCACCAUGUCAGUGUAAUAAUGCAAGUUCUGUUACACUUAAUUCAUCAAUUACAAGCAAAAUGUCUUUAAAAUUUCAAUCACUUACCAACUUGAAUGAACAAACUAAGAUUAUUGUGAGGGUAUAUUUGGUGCAAGGUUUACAAUUUCGUUCACAUGAUACUCAUAGUCAAGCGGAUUCUUAUGUCAAAUUACAAUUGGGAUCAAAUACAAUUUCGGAUCGAGCAAAUUAUAUACCAAAUCAGUCGAAUCCAAUAUUUGGGAGGAGAUUUCAAAUGGAAGCUGUAAUACCGAGAGAACACAUCCUACAGAUUUCCGUACUUGACCGUGGAAGUAUUAAUGAUGAUUUAAUUGGAUCUACAUUUAUUGAUUUGGAGGACCGCUUGCGAAGUAAACAUCGAGCAACUGUUGGUAUAUCAAAUGAGUUCAAUAGGUCAGGAUAUAAUAUGUGGAGAGAUGCCAUGACACCUUAUGAGUUGCUAAGAGAUAUUUGUAAAAAGUAUAACUUGGGUACUCCCAUAUUUUCAAGGAAUUCAGUUGAACUUGAUGGAGUUACUUUCGAGGAUACAACGGAAAUAUCAAUUGAUGAAGACCUUCAAGAACGUUUAAGUUUGAGUGUCUUAAAAAAUAUACAAGAACUGCUGUCUUUCGGCAAACGCCUUGUUCCAGAGCAUGUUGAAACACGGUCUUUAUAUCGAAAUGAUAGACCAGGAGUUGAACAAGGAAAACUUCAACUAUGGCUGGAAAUAUUCGACUCAGAAAAUAUUCCACCUCCAAUCGAUAUAACUCCAACUCCAGCUACAAUUUACGAACUAAGAAUUAUAAUUUACAACUGUUCAGAUGUAAUUUUUAAUGAGAAAAAUGUUUUUGGAACCAAAAUGAGUGAUAUCUAUAUCAAAGCAUGGUGUGAGGAUUCUGAGGCAUCACAAUCAACAGACGUUCACUAUCGUUCAUUGACGGGUGAGGGUAAUUUUAAUUGGCGAAUGAUAUUUCCAAUUAAAUAUUCCACUGUCGAAGACAUGAUGAUCAUCAAACGGAAGGGUGGUCUGCUUGAACAAUAUGAGACAAAGCAACCACCCAUUGUGUAUUUACAAAUUUGGGAGAAUGAUUCAUUUUCCGCUGAUGAUUUUAUGGGGGCAAUGGAAAUAUGUUUAUCAAAUUUCCCACAACCUUUUGACAGCAAAAAAUCAUGCACUGAAAGUCAAGUGAGGAAGAAAAGAAAGUCAAUGAACUUGUUUCGAGAGAAAACCAUAAAAGGAUGGUUUCCAUGUAAUGGUCCUUCGGAAGAAGGAGGAAAUGCUAGAAUUGCUGGUAAACUUGAAAUUGAGUUGGUAAUUCUGACUGAAAGUGAAGCUGCAGCAAAUCCUGCAGGACUUGGUAGAAAUCCACCAAAUGCCUUAGCAGCUCCUGUUCGACCAGAAACAUCAUUUAAUCCAAUGACGAAUCCAUUGAAAGCUGUCAAGCAUAUUUUGGGACCUGUGAUGAAAAAGUGUUUGUGUUACAUCCUAAUUAUUGUGGGAGUUUUUAUUGUGCUCAUUUUACUUGUGGAAGAUUUGCCACAUAUUUUGAUGAAUCUGAUUCCAGACAUGUAGAUAUUUAUUUUUGUUAUUUUUUCUCAAUGAUUUGUUUUUAUUUAUUAUUAUAUUACAUGUAAACAAUUACAUAUAUAAAUAUAAUGCUAAACAAUCUUGUCUGUAGUCAUUACAGAAAGAAAAAUAGUUGAAACUGACAACAA